Molecule: messenger RNA, 3862 nt
Organism: Paramuricea clavata
Lineage: Eukaryota; Metazoa; Cnidaria; Anthozoa; Malacalcyonacea; Plexauridae
Source: the annotation of a GenBank genome assembly
AUGGCAAAGUUUGAUUAUGGAGAGAGAACGGGACAAAAAUAUGACGCAGUUCAAGUUGCCUUGGACAUGAGGUGUGCGCAAAAUGAAUGUGGCGAAAUGCUAUUCUGCAAAGACGAUUGGUUGAAUAAAAAUCAGAUAUCUAGAUUUUUCUCCAGAGUUGAAAAAAAAAAAGCGAAAUGGAAAGUUAUCUUCAGGUGACAACUCUUUGACGGCAGAUUCUCAAGAAGAGGAAAUGGAUGGAGAAGAUAAUGGUGAGGAAGGAGAGGAAAGGAGAAAUCUAAGAAGCCAUAUCAUUAGAGAAAUUAAUGUGACUCGUCCUAUAUUCUAUGAUUCGUACGACUUGUGUGCACUACAUCGUGGAAAGAAACUUUCAGUUUUCAAGGUGAUUAUGCCGAAGGAAAUUUGCCAUCACUUCGAGUUUAAAAUUACGACAAGAGACAGGAAAGACAAUCUUCUCGCUACAAUUCGGAAAAUGAUACAAAAUUGCACUUGUUCCGCAGAAUAACUCUACUCUAAGAAUGAAUAACUUAUUAACAAUUAUUUGUCACUAAUAUUAUUGAACUGAACGCUUCAGAUUGGAUUAGUGAACACCAAUGUGAAUGUUUUGAUAAUAUACCAGCUGUUUUGUUAUAAAAACCAACUGUACGUGGCUUUCACAUUAUAAGAAUGUAUUUUAACUUUAAAAAAUGUAGAAGGGGUCUUAUUUGGGGAAAAUCAGAAUCACAUCUAUAUGCUGCCCACCAUCGAUCUCUACCCUGGCAUAAUGGCAUUUAUUCCAAUAAUUUGUUCUUUAAUUUAUUAUGUUGUUUUAGGCCUGCGUGACUUCGUAUGCCAGUAAAACUUCCGCUUUUCAAUGUAAACAAAGAAGUUAAAAAUAGUCUAACUUAAUACAAGUCGCUUGUCACGAUUUUCAUUUGAUAUAUCUUUAACAAGAAUAUAUAUUGUAGAAUAUAUAUCAUAAGAGCGACAAGACGAGGAUAGGUGUCACUUGAGAGAAGCGUUUGUUUAAAUAUUUCGAGUUUUAGCCGAAUGGCUGGCUUAUUAAUUAAAGAUGCUUCUCUGAGGUUUAUGUAAUAUGGAUAUGAUUCUAGUAUAGGUGGGAUAGUAGUUACUUGCAAACAAAAUCUAAUGAAAAUCUGUUUCUUGAUUCGCACUAUGUAAUGAAAGAGUAAAAAUAAAUUAUCUGUUAUCUGUAAGAACGCUUGGUCGGUCAGUUGGAGCAUGCAGUUCAAACUUGCAUAUUAACAGAGGUUUAUCUUGUUUGUUUUGUUUAAUUAAUAUGUUGAAUGUUCGUGGAUCAGGAGCAUCCACAAAAACUUAAAUUACUUCUAACAAAGAGGAGAACAUUUAUUGUGAGUGUCUGACUAUGAAUCACAAGUUUGCCAGCUGUAAUGACUACUUGAAACCGCCUUGUUUCAAACAUCAAAGAGAUUUCCACACAUUGACAGGUAAACAAACAAUCUACAAAUUGCUUGUAUUUCAGCAUUUUGUUGUCAUUCAAUUUUCUUUUGCAUACAAGUUUUAUUGUGGAUUAUUUAGCUUCAAUGAUUGCUUUUUCACAAUCAAUGUAUCCCAAAGCUCAGAUAGGUGCCACUUUCAAGAAUUUUUAGAUUUAAAUCACGCACUAGAUGGUGAAGAAUUUAGUGACAAAAAACUACAUCUGCUAAAUAUAAAAAAAUAUAUACUUAAUAAUUAACAAUUAGACAACGAGGCCAAGUUGUCUAUGAGCGAAUAGUCAACGAGGCGAAGCCGAGUUGACUAUUUGCUCAUAGACAACAAGGCCGAGUUGUCUAAUUGUUUUAGUAUAAACUUUAACAUUAAUUUACAACUAGGCUGCAAACACAAUACAAAAAUACACAAAAAACAUUAUAAAACUAUUAAAGGUAAACAAAUAUUUUAGUUUUUGUUCGCGUAAAAUGUUUUACAAAAUUCAGUUUUCAUUUUAAAAUUUCAUUGAGUGUAUGUUAUUUUGUCCAUUCCAUAUUUUUGUUGCUUUUUUCGGGGGUUUUUUGUACAGAAUUGUUCAACAAGUCAUCCAAAAAAUCAUCAGACACUUCGGCAAAAGUGUAAAACGCGAAUUUUCCGCCAUUUUGAAUUUUCUAUUAGUAGGCUAUCACUAAUAGCCUACUAGUAGCCUAGCCAAUCAGAAGGCACGAUAUGUGAUAGCCUACUAGUAGGUUUAUACUAAUAUUGUAUAGCCCUAAGUUGAUAUGGAAUGUUUAAUAAAGAAUAGUUCUUGUUGGCAUUUCUGAAAAAAUGUUAAAUUUCAUGCAAAACUUCCCGAGAUAUGACGAGAGAAUUACCCGGGAUUUAUGGGUGCCGUUUCGUGCCGAAUUUCACUAAUGGCCGCCACACAUGUUAAAAUGAGCUAAAACUCGAAAAUUAAAUAAAAUUUGAAAAUUCUAAAACUGGCUAAAAUCUUACUAAAGCAAACACAGUUCAUGGACAAAAUACAAGACGAAAUAAUUUUUGGCAUUAAAGCGUGUUGGUCGGUUCUUAGAGAGACAGCCUCUUAACAGCUAUAAUAAUCAUAUUAUAUGGAUGGAUCAUAUCAAUGGCACACAAUGUUCAAACCUAAACUUGUGAUACCUUUACUCAAACCGAUAUUCUCCCACAAACAAAAAUUGUUUUUGUGUGGGUAUGUUGUGUUAAAGUGAACAGUGACAUGUGGUAUAUCAUUAACUGUGCACACGAUUGGAAUUGAAUUAAUAUAUACUUCACUCAUGACCUUCAAAACAUUCUCCACUAUUCAGUGGUCUUCAAUAUAUGAUUGACUCUUUGUUACAGUAAUGCAUGUUCCUCGAAUAGUUUGUGUAUGUUACUCAACAGUUAACAUUGGCAAGUGUAAACAACAGGUGACCGAAUUUUUGCUUCAUCUGAUUACAAAAAGUUUUGAAAAUUCAUGGUUUGACAAGUGACGGUUUACUAAAUAGCCAGCUGUUGGCUGUAUAGACACUUCAAAUAUUGUUUGCAUGAAAUUUUUAUUUCUUGACUGCAUAAUUAUCGUUACAAUCAUAAUUGGUGGGGGGAGGGGCAGUUGUCUUUGCUGCCCUCUGCUAAGUCUUAUUUGCUAUUAUAUUUAAUAUAAUAAGUUAUGAAAUAUUUCAAUUGUCCCAUGUCAUCUUCAUUAUUCAGUUCCUUUCAAGAAAAUACAAAAUGUGAAUCAUGUUUUUUCGCAGAUACAUGUAGGCUUGCUUACCUAUUUUCUGAUUUACAUUCAAAUGAAAGGAUAUUGUGAAUAACACAGUGGUAUUGUACCAAGUUGUUAACAAAGAGAAAAAGGCAUGGUGAUGUUUAUUUACUGAUAUUUAUUUGCUUACAAAUACAUACUUUAACUUUUCACAAUUAAUAAAUACCAAAAAAAUAUAAAUAGGACUUUCUGAUAAUCAUUUUGCAUUUUACAGAGGUUGCUUGAAGCAGAAUUUGAAGAUUCACCAACAGGCCUAUGCAUACAGGAAUUGAUGAGCUGUUGUGGCGAAUAUGAAGCAAGUCGUUUCUCUUAUUGGAGAAGCGAGGAACGAAAAUGGGUAUUUAUGAAAUAUUACUUUCUGUAUAUUCUCUUAUAAUAUAGUUAUGUAUAUUAACCCUUCAAGUGGCCAUGUGCCCAACUUGAUUAUUUUACUCUGUCUAACACCAGACAAUUUUACCUGUCAACUAGGGGGGAGUGCUGCUACUAAAUGGGUUAAUGUACAAUAUUUAUGUUAAUACCAUAUAGUUAUUUUUUUCUUUUCAGGUAGAACUUAAUGGCUAUGAACAAUUGCUUGAGGUUUCAUUGAGUAUGCUGACCAAUAAAGUUCUGCAGCUCCUCGGCCAGAAAUACAAUGUUCAGUCAAAGUCUGCUGUAAAAAGGAAGUUAUUUUAA